CAGAUGUCAACAAAGGAGGAAGUUUUUCUCUUUGAUGUCCUUUCACUUGGAUCAGAGUGCUUCCAACGGGGACUCCAGGAAAUCAUGGAAUCUGGCAAAAUCCUCAAGGUGAUGCAUGACUGUCGCCAGCCAUCAGAUUUGUUGUACCAUCAGUUCGGGGUGGAACUGGUGAAUGUGUUUGAUACUCAGGUGGCUGCUGUCAUCAUCUACCGGAUGGAGCACAACGGUGACUACCCUCGCUACGUCGAGAGUCAGUAUAGUCUUCUGCUCACUGAACUCAACAUGCCUCUCACUGAGCUCCAGAUAAUUAGAUACAGGGAGACUCACCAGAAGGAAGACCAAGAGGUGUGGUGUCAGCGCCCCGCCCCCCUCCACAUACUGACUGCUGCAGCAAAGCAGGUGAAGCACCUGUUGCCUCUGCGGAUGAAGUUGAUGGAAAAGCUGCUGAAGGAGGUGACAGUGGGGACGGAGAUCUACCUGGGAUAUGUCCGAGAUGCUUCCAAUGAGGACUCCAAGAGAGGACCGACAAUGCGCCAUCUGCUUCCCCAUGCCUUCAAGCAUCUGACGACGUACAUGGACUUCCUACGUCAUAGAUACAUGCGGGCCCAAACGGUACCAUGCAAUCGGUCCACAGAAGGACCAACAUGGGUUUCAAGAGAACUGUGAAGGUGUGAAGGAUCCUUACUUAAUAGCCAGGAACGACUCUGUGUGGAGAGCUGCAGAUCACCGGCGUCGAAGUGAUGGAGACUCCAGUUCGUCUCACCCAGCCUUUCCUCGUGCCAAGGAACGUAAGAGUCUCCCCAGCUCGGUCAACUCACUGUCCUCCGACACACCCUCCAUCCGUGGACA
Haliotis rubra (blacklip abalone) is the source of this 849-nucleotide messenger RNA. Its product is annotated as piRNA biogenesis protein EXD1-like. Gene Ontology annotation, biological process: nucleobase-containing compound metabolic process. The transcript has 6 exons. NCBI's taxonomy places the organism in Eukaryota, Metazoa, Mollusca, Gastropoda, Lepetellida, Haliotidae. Bases 4 to 666 code for a protein of 220 amino acids. The record is from RefSeq and is a predicted model, not a curated record. Gene Ontology annotation, molecular function: nucleic acid binding; 3'-5' exonuclease activity.